GCGGCCCGCAACCGCCUUGCGAUUCCGGCUCUCAGCGGUCCCCUGCUUCCCGCCGCUGGGGGGACAUGGAGUUUGCGGAGCUGAUUAAGACCCCGCGCGUGGACAAUGUGAUGCUGCACCGGCCUUUCUAUCCGGCCGUCGAGGGGACUCUCUGUCUCACAGGCCACCACCUGAUCCUGUCCUCCCGGCAGGACAACACGGAGGAGCUGUGGCUGCUCCAUUCAAACAUCGACGCCAUCGAUAAGCGGUUUGUGGGGUCACUGGGUACCAUCAUCAUAAAAUGUAAAGAUCUCCGAAUCAUUCAGUUGGAUAUUCCUGGAAUGGAGGAAUGUUUGAAUAUAGCCAGUUCCAUCGAGGCCUUGUCUACCCUAGACUCCAUCACGCUGAUGUACCCCUUCUUUUACCGGCCCAUGUUUGAAGUCGUAGAAGACGGCUGGCACGCCUUCCUUCCUGAGCACGAGUUUGAACUCUACGCUGCAACGACCAGUGAAUGGAGGCUAAGCUACGUCAAUAAGGAAUUUGCUGUCUGCCCCUCAUACCCACCAAUUGUCAUUGUCCCCAACUCUAUUGACGAUGAAGCUCUAAGAAAGGUAGCUACAUUUCGACACGGAGGGCGCUUCCCAGUACUCAGCUAUUAUCAUCCCAAAAAUGGAAUGGUUAUUAUGCGAAGUGGUCAGCCACUGACGGGCACAAAUGGGAGACGGUGCAAGGAAGAUGAGAAGCUGAUAAAUGCUACUCUGAGAACAGGGAAACGGGGCUACAUCAUUGACACCCGGUCCCUAAAUGUGGCUCAACAAGCUAGAGCCAAGGGUGGUGGCUUUGAACAAGAAGCUCAUUAUCCUCAGUGGAGGCGAAUUCAUAAGUCCAUUGAGAGGUAUCAUGUUCUUCAGGACAGCUUAAUCAAACUUGUGGAAGCUUGCAAUGACCAAACACAUAGCAUGGACCGAUGGCUCAGUAAAUUGGAGGCCUCAAACUGGCUAACUCACAUCAAAGAGAUUCUGACAACUGCCUGUUUGGUGGCUCAGUGUAUUGACAGGGAAGGAGCAUCAAUACUGAUUCAUGGAACGGAAGGAACUGAUUCUACACUUCAAGUUGCCUCCCUGGCCCAGAUCAUCCUGGAACCAAGAAGCAGGACCAUCCGAGGUUUUGAGGCCCUGAUAGAAAGAGAGUGGCUACAGGCUGGACACCCAUUCCAGCAUCGCUGUGCACAGUCGGCGUAUUGUAGCAGUAAGCAGAAGUGGGAGUCCCCCGUGUUUCUUCUCUUCUUGGACUGUGUAUGGCAGAUACUUCGUCAGUUCCCUUGCUCUUUUGAGUUUAAUGAGCAUUUCCUCAUCAUGCUCUUUGAGCACGCAUAUGCCUCACAGUUCGGAACAUUCCUGGGCAACAAUGAAAGUGAAAGAUGCAAAUUGAAGCUACAGCAGAAAACCAUGUCCUUGUGGUCCUGGGUCAAUCGACCCAGUGAACUGAGUAAAUUCACUAAUCCUCUGUUUGAAGCCAACAGUCUGGUCAUCUGGCCCUCCGUUGCUCCGCAGAGCCUGCAGCUGUGGGAAGGUGUUUUUCUCCGUUGGAAUAGAUCCUCCAAGUAUUUGGAUGAAGCUUAUGAAGAAAUGGUUAACAUCAUUGAGUAUAAUAAAGAAUUACAAGCAAAAGUCAAUCUCCUCAGGAGGCAGUUGGCGGAACUGGAAACAGAGGAUGGCAUACAAGAGAGCCCCUAGAGGACACCCCCCUACCCCAACACUCUUUUCCAGGGGCCCCUGGACCUGUAUUCCAUCUCUCUCCUUUUACACAAUAGCCUUGAAUGUAAGGCUUCAAAUGUGGGAGCCCUCUAGCGCCCUGUAUUUCUUUAUUAUUGAAAUGUACUGUAAUUGCUUGUGCUCCAUUUGGCCCCUGAGGCGUCUUGGCUGAGGAAGAAGGAAGGAGGUGCUGGUCCUCUUCUGUGCACUGGGUGACUUUCUUCAGAGCCCUCCCGUCAUCGCCACUCCUCGCGAGCUGUCUGUACUUUUCCGACAGUGCUCCGACAGCAAGGUGCGCAUCUCCAGGGAAGACUGAUUGGGCGGACUUCUCAGCACUCUGGGUAGAGAAACAUUUUUCACAACUGAAACAGUAAACAGGGUUUUUGUGUUUCACAUGCCAUUUCCAGCAGUACCUUUUGGCUCAUAAAAUUGGCAUUCUACUUAAAAAAGUGUGGCCCCACGAAGCUGAGUUAAUUCUCAUUCUAAUUUGCUGAGAAAGGGAAAUCUGAAGGCUUAAUCUAGACAUGUUCCUUGUAUAAGGGCACCAGGUAGAGUCUUCUGUAUUUACAUUACAAGUAAUUGAGUUUUUGUAAUAGGAGACACUAAAAGUAUGUGAAAUAUGGAAUGAAAGUAGGAAUGUUUCUUGAUAUUCUAUUGUUACUAUUGAUCUGGUUUUUCAGGUUUGACCCUGCAUAUUGUGUGUUGUAAAUGCUAGAUAGAAAAUCACACCAUCAUUUAGAAUAAAUGAUUUGUUCUGAAAUAAGCUUCAAGGAAAACACAGUUCCCUUAAACCAGAGAGAUGCACUGCCCUUGUCUGAAUUUGUUACUGCACUGGGGUAUGUGUGGGGGUUGUUCUGUUUUGUUUAUUUUUAAUUUUUAAGAGUUUACUAAUACAAAGGUUAAAAAUACUUGUUGGCGUGAGCCUUUUGAAAAUGUAUCUUGACUCCAUAUACAGGUCCAUUAUAUGUUAAACAAAUAUGAAUUAAGAGGAGGAGAUGGUUUAGAAAUGUGAUAAAACUUUGUUUUGAAUUUCUGUAACACGUGGAAUGUGUCAUUGUUAGAGAAAUAGUAAAGGCAUUAUUUAUGCCAUGCCUGCAACUUUUCAGAGUUUGUGAUUCAGUGUUUUCCAUGUAUAUUUCUGAUUUGUGACUUUGUUCAUUUUAACAAAUACUAUCAUCCAUGCUAAUUUUCACUUAAAAGGAUAGUUGAACAUUUUAUUUUUAACAUCAUUUCCACUCCAUCUAUAUAUAGAACCACUUCGGUAUAAAACACACCCAAACUGAACCUUGUUUUAGAGCCAUGUUUUGAGCUAAAAAUAUAAUUUUAAAAAUCAAAUGUAGCAAAAUCUAUGGCCUUAGAAACUAGCAAAUAC
This is a messenger RNA of Echinops telfairi (small Madagascar hedgehog), 3105 nucleotides long. It is a transcript of the gene MTMR9, whose product is annotated as myotubularin related protein 9. The transcript has 10 exons. Gene Ontology annotation, biological process: negative regulation of autophagy. The record is from RefSeq and is a predicted model, not a curated record. Bases 66 to 1715 code for a protein of 549 amino acids. NCBI's taxonomy places the organism in Eukaryota, Metazoa, Chordata, Mammalia, Afrosoricida, Tenrecidae.